Vicia villosa (hairy vetch) is the source of this 1308-nucleotide messenger RNA. RefSeq names its product RING-H2 finger protein ATL16-like. Bases 76 to 1065 code for a protein of 329 amino acids. Gene Ontology annotation, molecular function: transferase activity. Lineage: Eukaryota; Viridiplantae; Streptophyta; Magnoliopsida; Fabales; Fabaceae. The record is from RefSeq and is a predicted model, not a curated record. Gene Ontology annotation, biological process: protein ubiquitination. The transcript has a single exon.
UUUCUCUUCACUCACACUAACCACUUCCAUACUCCCUAUUUUUCUUGUAUCCCUUUAUCCUAACACUCUAUUAAUAUGAUAAAUUCACAACAUUCAACAUAUCCUAUAGAAUCUAACAUGUAUUUUACGACCAACAAAAGCACUAUCCAUCAUGUUUCAAAUGCACCAUUAUUUUUGCCAAAUGCUUUUCCACCUAUCCAACAUAUUAAUCCAAAUUCCGUCACAAAUUUUCCCGUCGUAGCAAUCAUUGUAAUAGGAAUGAUGGCCACGUCUCUCUUGCUUAUGGCCUAUUAUAUUCUUGUUAUCAAAUGUUGUCUUGAUUGGAACAAUAUUGAUCUUGUGAGAGGAAGACGGUUUUCUUUUUCAAGACAAAAUGAUCAAAAUCAAUCUUCAUCAUACUCGAUGACAUCGGAGCCAAGAGGAUUAGAACAAGUAGUGAUUAAUUCGAUUCCGAUUAUUCGCUACAAAGAAGAAAAGGAAUAUGGUCAUGAUGAAAGAGUUUCUUGUGAAUGUGCUUUUUGCUUGAAUGAGUUUGAACAAGAUGAGAAACUUAGAGCUAUACCUAAUUGUAACCAUUUAUUUCAUAUUGAUUGUGUUGAUGUUUGGCUUCAAAACAAUGCAAAUUGUCCACUUUGUAGAAGAAGAGUUUCUUUGACAAGAGAAACCAAAAAUGUUGAAAACAUCAUUGGUGAUUGUGAAGAUUUUGUUGUGAUUGAUUUGGAUCAUGAAAAUGAACAUGAUGAUGAUGAAGGACAAAACUUGCAUGAAAGAAGACAUGAAAGAGGUCAAGAAUUGCUGGUGUCUCCAAGUGAUUAUAUUAGUACUAAUUCACACAAGAAAGCAAUUAAGCUUCAUAAAGUUAGUAGUAUGAAGGAUAAGGGUAUAAUUGGUAUUAAUGAUAAAGAUGAUGGUUUUUUAGUCCAACCAAUUAGAAGGUCUUUUUCAUUGGACUUGUCCAUUGAAGUUUGCGGUGAUAGUAGUGGUAGAGCUAAGAGAUCAUUAUUUUCAUUUGGACAUGGAAGUAGAUCGAGAGAUGUUGUAUUACCUAUUCAUUUGGACCCUUGAAAGUUUCUUUCUAUGAGGCAUAUGCUUUUACAUUAAAAAUAAAAAAUAAUGGAAAGAAAAUCACACUAGAAACAUUGUCUUUCCACUACGUGUUCUGAAGGUUAAUGUUGACUCCCCAAUUAAACGCUUGGAUUUUCUAGAACAAUGUAGUGGUGACUUUUUUUCGUGUGAGAAAUUUUGGAGUUUGUGUUUCCAUUUAGUUUUUAAUAUUUGUAUGAUAAACAUGUGUAUCACAAUUCUAUU